Molecule: messenger RNA, 640 nt
Organism: Scleropages formosus (Asian bonytongue)
Lineage: Eukaryota; Metazoa; Chordata; Actinopteri; Osteoglossiformes; Osteoglossidae
Product: histone H1-like
Exons: 1
Coding region: 8-640 (210 amino acids)
Biological process (GO): nucleosome assembly
Cellular component (GO): nucleosome
Molecular function (GO): structural constituent of chromatin; DNA binding
Source: RefSeq, a predicted model, not a curated record
GACGCAAAUGGCAGAAGUCGCUCCAGCUCCGGCAGCCGCCGCUGCCGCCGCUCCGGCCAAAGCUUCCAAGAAGAAGGCUGCUUCCAAGCCUAAGAAGGCGGGUCCCAGCGUCGGUGACCUGAUCGUGAAAGCCGUCUCGGCCUCCAAGGAGCGAAACGGCGUGUCUCUGGCCGCCCUGAAAAAGGCUCUGGCGGCAGCAGGCUACGAUGUGGAGAAGAACAACUCCCGCGUCAAGCUGGCAAUCAAAAGCCUGGUGACCAAAGGCAUUCUGGUCCAGACCAAAGGGACCGGCGCCUCUGGCUCGUUCAAGCUGAACAAGAAGCAGGCGGAGGCCACCAAGAAGAAGCCGGCCAAGAAGGAGGCUCCGAAAGCCAAGAAGCCAGCCGCAAAGAAGCCUGCCGCGGCCAAGAAGCCCAAGAAGGUGGCUGCGAAGAAAGCCGCCUCCUCCGCCAAGAAGUCCCCGAAGAAGGCGAAGAAGCCCGCUGCGGCAGCUAAAAAGGCGACCCCUAAGAAAGCUAAGAAGCCGGCAGCGGCCAAGAAGGCGACCAAGAGCCCCAAGAAGGCAAAGGCGGCAGCCAAGCCCAAAGUGGCAAAGCCCAAGAGCAGCAAGGCUAAGAAAGCGGCUCCUAAAAAGAAGUGA